This is a messenger RNA of Parus major (Great Tit), 5605 nucleotides long. RefSeq names its product peroxisome proliferator activated receptor delta (gene PPARD). The record is from RefSeq and is a predicted model, not a curated record. The coding region runs from base 2400 to 3725 and encodes 441 amino acids. The transcript has 7 exons. Gene Ontology annotation, molecular function: nuclear receptor activity; zinc ion binding; RNA polymerase II cis-regulatory region sequence-specific DNA binding. Lineage: Eukaryota; Metazoa; Chordata; Aves; Passeriformes; Paridae. Gene Ontology annotation, cellular component: nucleus. Gene Ontology annotation, biological process: positive regulation of transcription by RNA polymerase II; hormone-mediated signaling pathway; negative regulation of inflammatory response.
UGGCCUGGGGAUUGAGGGUACCAGGCACUGUAGGAGUCUGGGGCUGGAAGGAGGAGAACUGAGAGGGUCAGGAUGGACCUUGACCAGAGCAUCCGGUGAGGGGCUGCUCCCGGAGGAAGGAUCUGAGAGUCCUUUCUCAUCCCUCAUAUCUGCCCAUUCCACUCCCUCCUUCCCUGAGAUCUCAGAUGAAGGACAUGCUUGUGGGAAGGAAUCAGAUGUGCUGUAGGAUCCAGACAAUGCCCAUCAUGGUGCUGCAGAAGGGUCUGCCCCAUGAAUCAGAGUCCUAGGGCUGGUUGUGGUGUUGGUCUCUAAAACCUGUGGUCUCUCUCAACCUGUGGGUUGAGGCAGCCCAUGUCCAGUUUCUUGUUUCUGCUCUACUCUCCUCUCUUCCUGCCCUCUCUAUGCAACUCCAUUGUUGCCUUCAGCAGAGUAUCCUCUUCUGUACAAACAUGCUCCAGGCUGAGGUGGGAGUUUUCCUGAUGACUUGCCAUGUGUCAGCCAGGACAGCAGAGGAAGUAUCCAGGUGGGAUGUGCUGGCAGGUUCCCUCCAUGCCCUGCUGAGCUGGUGCAAGUGUUGCUUUUAUGUGUGGUGUGAUGGGCAUGUCCUGGCAUUUAGCUGUGAGCAGGACAAGGUGAGCCAGGCAUUUAGUUUCAAUACUCAGAUCUUUGGCAGCAGCAGAGCACUCUGCUUUGCAAUGAGUGAGAGCUCAGGGUGUGAUUUGUGCACUCCCUGCAUGUUAUUCAGCCGUCGUUGACAGUGUCAAGGCUAAUGCUGUGUUACUGAAUUGUGAUGAGCUUUAUUGCUGGUGGAGGUGGAGAAAGCCACCUCCUGAUGUGCCAGUGGGGCUGGAAUGACUUCAGUAUUGAGAGAUUAAAGCAAAACUUUGUUGGGAUUGUUUAGAAAAACUAUCUUCCAUGUUGGGGGAGAAGGGAUCAGAAACGUGCUCUGCUGUGAAAGUGAAGCUCCUGAGGGUGGUUUUGUGGCCCCACUGAGACAAAGGCUGGUGUUGGAUCCACACUUGGCAGAGCUCUGGGCUGUCCUCAGCCCCCACCUCUAAACAAGGGCAGUCACUGCCUUCAAGAAGAUGUGACUUUGACAUCACUGAUUGGGAAAUCCUGAUGUGAUUGAUGCUCCAGUGCAAGGGACUUAGGUUGUAUUUUUGGAUCUCACACUUGUCACCACCUCUGGAUGUGCCUUGAUCCUGUAGGGAACACCCUCCACACUGAGGCCACUGGGAUCCUCAGCUUUUAAGGCAGGGGGUUCAUGUUCUUUUUUCAUCUCUCCUGAGCAGCUGCCACUGCCAUAUCAGACCUGGAAGGAUGUGCUGCACUGGGGGUUCACUCUCAGCACAGCACUCACAGGUUGCUGCCAAGCUGUCUGGCCUGGUAGGCACUGGUGAUGCUGGUUUGUUGCUGAUUUGUAGCUGGUUUAUUUCUGGUCCUCAGCUGCCUCACAAGUUGUCCCAUGUCUGGGGCAGCAAUACAAAACAGGGCUUUUCUGUCGGAGUGGGAGGAGCAGCUAAGCCUGGGUAAUGUCAAGGAGAGUAUGUGGGUGCAAAUAGCAUCAUGUUCACAACAUCUUUGUUUAAUGUUUUAGUCCACUUAGUCUGCAUGACUGUCUAAAAAUAGGACAUAUUUUCUCUAAGUCCUCUAGUUCAAAGCCUAAGCCAGUUUUUUUUCUGACAUUAUUCUCUUCCUUCUCUUUUGAGCCUGAAAUUCAUACAAGACAAAGUUAUCAGGAAAACUAAGAGUGAAUGAACUCUGUAGAAUCCUUAAGUUUCAGCCGCCCAAGAGGAAGUUCAUUAAAGUUGCAGGAACUUUCUGGCAGCCUCUUGAAGGUAGAUUCAGCAAGCUGAAUAAACAAGCAGCCUUGUGGCCACCAUUGACAUUUUUCUAGCAUCGACUUUGUGCAUUGUCAUAAGAGCUCAGGGUCAUCAGCCUCUGGCUGCAGGUGACUUAAAGCAAAGGUGACAUCUGUGGUGAGGGAAUGGGGCUGUCUCUGCUGGUUCACCCCACGGUUUGCUCUGCCUCCUGCUCUUAGGACAGAUGCUGCCUGUGGCAGCGGCCCCCCAGAGUCACCCUGGCCCAGGUGCGAAAGAGGGAGUGUGUUUAAAUUUCAGGGCUGCUGCUGGACCCAGCCCAGUGCUCCAGACAGCAUAAAUAUCUGGCCUUCAGCACAGCCGUGGAAACUUGCUCUCUGUCCUCCUGCAGAUUGCUCCAGGUCUUGGCUGUCCGUGCUGACAUGGUGACCGAGCGGUGGCUUUUGGCAGCAGGCAGACGGGGACAGCUGCUCCGCAGAGGCUAGCAGGAACAGCCUGGUGGGGUCCAUCUUGGAUAGACGCGGAUGAUGCCAGAGCUAUGACAGGGAUUGCAGUCUUGGCACUGAGGGGUGAUCAAUUAUGGAACAACUACAGGAGGAAGUACCUGAGGUCAAGGAAGAGGAAGAGGAAGAGGCAGUGAUGGUGGCAAGUGGAGCCUCAGACCCAACUGGAGGACCAGACAGCUCGCUGCCUUCAAGCAGCUACACAGACCUGUCACAGAGCUCCUCUCCCUCACUGUCGGACCAGCUGCAGAUGGGCUGCGAGGAGGCAGCGCUGGGAGCGCUGAACGUGGAGUGCAGGGUCUGUGGAGACAAAGCUUCAGGCUUCCACUAUGGCGUGCAUGCCUGCGAGGGCUGCAAGGGUUUCUUCCGCCGGACGAUCCGCAUGAAGCUGGAGUAUGAGAAGUGUGAGAGGAGCUGCAAGAUUCAGAAAAAGAAUCGAAACAAGUGCCAGUACUGCCGCUUCCAGAAAUGCCUCUCGUUGGGCAUGUCACACAAUGCAAUCCGCUUUGGGCGCAUGCCAGAGGCAGAGAAGAGGAAGCUGGUGGCAGGGCUGACAGCAAGCGAGAUCGGCUGCCAGAACCCACAGGUGGCUGACCUGAAAGCUUUCUCCAAGCACAUCUACAACGCCUACCUGAAGAAUUUCAACAUGACCAAAAAGAAGGCAAGAGGUAUCCUGACCGGGAAGGCCAGCAGCACCCCACAGCCUUUUGUGAUCCAUGACAUGGACACCUUGUGGCAGGCAGAGAAGGGGCUGGUGUGGAAGCAGCUGGUGAAUGGCAUCCCCCCCUACAAGGAGAUCGGGGUGCAUGUCUUCUACCGCUGCCAGUGCACCACGGUGGAGACUGUGCGGGAGCUCACCGAGUUCGCCAAGAGCAUCCCCAGCUUCAUAGGCCUCUACCUGAAUGACCAAGUGACUCUGCUCAAGUACGGGGUGCACGAAGCCAUCUUCGCCAUGCUGGCCUCCAUCAUGAACAAGGAUGGGCUGCUGGUGGCCAACGGGAAUGGCUUCGUGACCCGCGAGUUCCUGCGCAGCCUGCGCAAGCCCUUCAAUGAGAUCAUGGAGCCCAAAUUUGAGUUUGCUGUGAAGUUCAACGCGCUGGAGCUGGAUGACAGCGACCUGUCCCUGUUUGUGGCUGCCAUCAUCCUGUGCGGAGACCGCCCUGGCCUGAUGAACGUGAAGCAGGUGGAGGAGAUCCAAGACAACAUCCUGCGAGCGCUGGAGUUCCACCUGCAGUCCAACCACCCGGAUGCCCAGUACCUCUUCCCCAAGCUGCUGCAGAAGAUGGCUGACCUGCGACAGCUGGUGACAGAGCAUGCCCAGCUGGUGCAGAAGAUCAAGAAGACAGAGACAGAGACAUCUCUGCACCCACUUCUGCAGGAGAUCUACAAGGACAUGUACUAAGGACCUGUUAUUUAUGAGAAUGAAGCCAUUGAUUCCCAUCAAGACUCUUUCUACAGAAACAAAGAAAACCCUUCCCAUGUCUUCCAUUUCUCCUACUGGAAACUCUUUUCUAUGUGACCCUGAUAUACGGUACAUAGGACAAGAUGCUGUCAGGAUUUGCAGCCGCCUCCUGCUUGGCCAGGGCUUCCGUUAACACACACUAAUAAAUCUGCAAAGCUGCUGUUCCCGUUCCUGUGACCCAGCUCUGGCUGCUCCCUCAGCGGAGCAGCCACCCGGUUUACAUGGCUCAGGCAGCAAGGUCACUGUGGCACCUCGAGUCCCCAGGGUGGGGAGCUCUGGUCCUGAGGAGUGCCAAGGGGGUGCAGGGGCCAGCGGGGCCGACAGCAGCACUUACAGUGUAUUUGUGUUCUCUUGUUCAUUUGCACUCCAAGGACGUGGUCAGUGUGAUAAAAGGAUGUAUCUCUCUUUCCCAAAGAAAAGCUCUGGGGUAUUUGAACAUGGGUUCAAAUGUCCCAGCAGAGACCCUCAGCUGCGGCCCUGCCUGUGCUCUGCAGUGUGUUCCUGUCUCCCACAGGACUGUGUGAGCUCUGCCUUCCCAGGUGCUGUGUGGGAACCUUUGCUUCUGGCACCCUCGUUCCAUAGGGAACGUGUCCCUUGGCACCUCAGUAUGAGAGGCUGGGAUGGGGAAUUAGGAGGGAAAGGAUUUGAUUCCUUAAAAUUCACCUUCAGAGGAGACGCACAGAAUCCAUGGCUUCCACAGGCUGUUCUGCACAGAUGUGAGUUAGAAAAAAAGGUUUGUGGAGGGUCAGGGGCCCUGAGCUGGUCAGGGUUUGGUGUCCUGCUUCAGUUUCCCCUCUGUGAAAGGUGCCUGGAUUGUCACAUGCUGUCUGCUCGGAGCAGGAGCACAAGGAUCUGUUAGUGCAUUGGUUGCAGAAAGCUUUGCAGCUGUAAAUGCCAAGGAUUUAGAAGCAGGGAGGGAGGAUGCUUCCAAUGGGCAAAAGCUUCCCAGUGAGCGUGGCUGUGUCAGGGAAGCUGCUAGUCCUCCGCCACUGUUCCCAAGAGUGUGAACAGCUCCAGGCUUAGGGGUCUGCCCGAACCCAGCAGCAUUCUGGGACUUUACCUCACAACUUCUCACAGCUGUAGUGAAACACCUCGGUGCUGUCUGGGCAGGCCAGGCCCCUGGUGUGGGUGCUGUGUCACUUGGACUUUGGGUGGACCUGGGAAGGGCUCGGUUUCCCUUUCAGCGUAAUGGUGUCUCAUCUAAGAAGCAACACUUCCUCAUCUGCAGCUCGUAGUCCCCUGUGUCCUGAGCAGCCUUAUUAAAAUACUGAUAUUCCCUAGGAGGGGUGGUGGGAGCAAAUUACUUGGUUUUAUUUUACUUUCCUCCUCUUCAGGGUAGCAGAUUUCCUUGGUGCAAUAAUUCCUUUAAAACCCAAAGGGGAAGAACACUGGACUUUCCCUCCCCAUCACAGGGCUGGCCAGUCCCAAACCUCCCCAUGCUGCCACACUCCACUCCUUUUGCCGUGCCUCAGUUUCCCUGCCCAGCCCUCCCCUCCCUACCUCGCAGGGGUGUUGGGAAUUACCGUUUCUGAAGCACUUUGAAGCCCUCUGGGAGAAGGCAUUGGAGACAUGCGUGUGCUGGUCGGAGCCCGGGGGAUUUGUCUUUCCCAAAACCCCGGUGGUGUCCCCGCCGCGGCCACAAUGCAGGAUUCGUGCCCAUCACCUGGGAAACUUUUUGCUCUUCCUUCCUCGACAGUAUAACAACCCUCAAACUGAAAUGUAUAUUUUUGCUAGAGGUACAAACCUCCAAGUGUUUUUAAUAAUAUAGUGUCUACAAACUGACUUGACUUUAAAUAAAUCAGAACUAAAUAUUUAAGAAC